Molecule: messenger RNA, 1484 nt
Organism: Malaya genurostris
Lineage: Eukaryota; Metazoa; Arthropoda; Insecta; Diptera; Culicidae
Gene: CSN4
Product: COP9 signalosome complex subunit 4
Exons: 4
Coding region: 111-1340 (409 amino acids)
Cellular component (GO): COP9 signalosome; cytosol
Source: RefSeq, a predicted model, not a curated record
AUUUUAUUCGGCAUUGGAGGUGAAUUAGAAGUUGUUAUUUUCUCACAUUAAUUAUGAUAAAUUCGUUUUAGAUCAGUAAAACUGCCUACAGGUUAGUAAUUUUAAGAAGUAUGGCUUUUUCUGCUACAACGCUCCGUAAUCAGCUUGCUGCACUAACGAACUCAUCCGGAAUUCAUAAAGAACAAGCAGACAAAUACCGUGCAUUGUUGGAUCAGAUAUUACUUAAUACUGGCAAUGAACUUGUGGAUACUUUGAAAUUGUUCAUUGAAGCAAUUGUCAAUGAGCAUGUAAGUCUUGUAAUCUCUCGACAGAUACUAUCUGAUGUGAGUUCUCAUUUAACCAAACUUCCGGAUGACAUAUCGAAAGCGGUAUCACAUUUCACUUUGGAUAAAGUACAACCUCGUGUAAUUUCAUUCGAGGAGCAAGUCGCUAGCAUUCGGCAACAUUUGGCACAGAUAUACGAACGUAAUCAGAAUUGGAAGGAAGCUGCCAAUGUUCUUGGUGGAAUACCACUUGAAACCGGACAAAAACCUUAUUCAUUAGAUUAUAAACUAGAGACGUAUUUGAAGAUCGCUAGAUUAUACUUAGAAGACGAGGACCCAGUUCAAGCCGAGGCAUUCAUUAAUCGUGCUUCUAUUCUUCAAGCGGAUACGAAAGAUGAAAAACUACAAAUAUUGUAUAAAGUUUGCUAUGCUCGAGUGUUGGAUUACCGUCGUAAAUUUAUUGAAGCUGCUCAACGCUACAACGAACUAUCCUAUCGCACUAUUGUCGAAGAAGGUGAACGCAUGACUGCAUUGAAAAAAGCACUUAUUUGUACCGUUCUUGCUUCGGCCGGCCAACAACGGUCCCGAAUGUUGGCUACUCUUUUCAAGGAUGAGCGUUGUCAACAUCUUCCUGCAUAUUCUAUCCUAGAGAAGAUGUACUUGGACCGCAUUAUUCGACGAUCGGAAUUGCAAGAUUUUGAAGCAUUACUCCAAGCUCAUCAGAAAGCUAGCACCAUUGAUGGUUCUACCAUCCUCGAUCGUGCGGUAUUCGAACACAAUCUGUUAUCUGCUAGUAAAUUAUACAACAACAUUACAUUUGAGGAACUGGGAUCACUGUUGGAAAUACCGCCUCAUAAGGCGGAAAGAAUUGCCAGUCAAAUGAUAACCGAAGGUCGUAUGAACGGCUAUAUUGAUCAAAUUGAUGGUGUCGUUCAUUUCGAAACACGUGAAAUACUACCGCAGUGGGACAAACAAAUCCAAAGCCUUUGCUAUCAAGUGAACGGAUUAAUUGAAAAAAUCAGUGCUGCUGAACCAGAAUGGAUUAACAAAAUAAUGGAUGAAGAUAUGUGCACCUGAAUAAGGAUGAACAAUUUUCGGAUUUAAAGAAGGUUUCUUCUAAACGGCAAAAAUAAUAAUCCUAAAUAAUGAGAAUAUAUAGAACUGUCCGCAGCAGUGAAUCGCAGAAUAAAAUUAAUCGUUUUUAUAAAACGUUUUUAAAAA